This is a messenger RNA of Epinephelus moara (kelp grouper), 3231 nucleotides long. It is a transcript of the gene abraa, whose product is annotated as actin binding Rho activating protein a. The transcript is spliced from 2 exons. Gene Ontology annotation, biological process: positive regulation of Rho protein signal transduction; positive regulation of transcription by RNA polymerase II. Bases 382 to 1497 code for a protein of 371 amino acids. NCBI's taxonomy places the organism in Eukaryota, Metazoa, Chordata, Actinopteri, Perciformes, Serranidae. Gene Ontology annotation, molecular function: actin binding. The record is from RefSeq and is a predicted model, not a curated record. Gene Ontology annotation, cellular component: sarcomere.
GGAUUAAAGUCAAUGUCCUCGCACUCUUCACACCAGCGGCUCACCCACUGACCGACUGAUGAGCUGGAAGGCUCCGGAUGUGUCUGUGAAGAUCCACACCUGAUAUAACACCUGAGCCAAACGGAUUUUUUCCACUAUCAUCUGAAAAGUGUGACUUAGGGAGUGAGGAGUUUCUAAGAUUCGAGUCAGAGUUUGGAACUAACAGCAGCUGGAGAUUUGUUCAGACAAAAGUGAUUUAGAUUUACGUCAGCUUCCAGAGCACUUCUGAGAGACUGAACUGAGAACUGCCAAACAGAGUAGACUUUUAAAGCAUUAGAAAAAAAGCAUUAGACAAGAAAAACACCAAUUUCUGAAGAGCGGCCCUUUUGGUAUUGCAUCACCAUGACUAGCAGUGGAACCACCGCCGUUACACCACAGGAGCCUAAGCCUUUCAAACGGGCGGUACGGAAGAUAAAAUGCGCCGCCAUGGUGGCAAACUUGGCCAAGAGCUGGCAGGGCUGGGCCAAUGAACACUCCAGCCAGCAGGAAGCCAUCCCGAGCGGCUGGAUGCCUUCAUCUGUUGAAGAGGCAGACAAUAGAGACCGCCACCAUGAGGUUAAACUUACCAUCACCCCGCGUGUAAUCGCUGCUGAUGCCGCUAACAUGAGUGGGAGUAAGAUCCGGACCAGUUCUGUUAUCAAAACCGUCCAGCCAAAGCGCAGCGAGUGCAGCAGCAGCGAUUUGGUCAACGCCAUUCGAGGCAGGAUGGAGUCAGGUCCCGAGGAGAGCAAGCCGUUCUUGGGUAAGGAGUCGCCGACACGGCGGCGCCAGAUGAGGGCGUUACAGAGCGGAGGAGGAGGAGGAGGAGGACUCAUCCAAGACAAGAAGCUUUUGCUCCAAGAGAAGAAACAUGGGUCGCGGAGCAGCAGUGUUGAUACAGAGGACAGCGGGCUGGGAGAGGAGGCCAGCCUCAGCGACAACAGCGAAUCAAAACCUGAGCAGGACGACAUCCAGCCCAAGAAACACACCACCAGGCCCAAGAUUAAGAUCGCCACUACGGGUGACAUCAAAAACCGCUGGCAGCAGUGGUCCAAGCAGCACAUGGAGGGCCAGAAGCUCAACCCCUUCAGCGACGAGUUCGACCACGACUAUGCCCUCAACCCCUUCAGCGACGAGUUCGACCACGACUAUGCCAUGGCCCAGCGCCUCCGCAAGGGCGACACCGGCUACGGUCGACCCAAAGACGGCUCCAAGACGGCAGAGAGGGGCGACAGGGCCCACAAACACAUCCACAGGGAGAUGGAGGAGAUGGUGUGGAUUAUCAGAGAAAUGGGUAUCAAGGAUAAAGAGGGAAGGACCGUCAUUACCUUCGGCCGGCUCUUUGACCGCUACGUGAAGAUCUCGGACAAGGUGGUGGGCAUCGUGCUGCGCUGCCGUAAACACAAGAUGCUGGACUUUGAAGGGGAGAUGCUGUGGAAGGGACAGGAUGAUGACGUCAUCAUUACGUUGAGGGACUGAGGACAGACAUGUCUUAUGAACAUUCACACAUGCAAACACACCCUCUGUACACGUCAGCUCAUAUAAUGUUAACCACAAUCCUGCAUCAUGCACACAAGACAAAUACAGGAAGACAAAAUAAUGCAGUAUGAUUAUAAUGUUCAGAUUAUAUAUGAGAUAACACACACACACACACACACACACAGCCUCAGGGAUACACACACUAGACGGAAACUUAAGUUUUAUCAGUCAUCAGUCGUCAUAUUUAAAUUUAAUAUACAUAAACUAUUAAAAGGCAUGUGAGUGUACAUGUGGAGGCUUCACACGCUCACACUCGCAGACACACACUCACACCAGACUCAUUAGUUCUUCUCAUAUACCUGACAGGUCAUCCGGUGAAAGGAAGCUAUCUUUAGCAUGAUAACCAUGCUCGCCUUGCUAACUAUGCUGCUACAUGCUGAUGCUGGAGGCCUCAAGCAUCCACCACAAUGCCAGUCAUGCUGGAGCGCUUCACUCAGACCAGUGCUGAAGACACUUGGAUUUCAUCUGAUAAUCUGUCAAAAAAAAUUUAAGAUAAUUUUGUUGACCGAAGUGUACAAGGGCAUGACAUUGACCAUAACGCAGAACAUUCAGGACUUUGGGGUGUUUCAGAGAAUUAUGGAGGACAUAAAAUCACUGUAGUAUCAAAAAAUAAAUGCGUAAAUGUAUUUAUCAAUUAAAAAAUAAAAGCAUAAAUAAAAAAAAUAAAUGCUAAAAUUAAUAAAUAAAUAUAUGGAAAUAGAUAAAUAAAAAAAUAUAAAUAGAUAAAAAAAAAAAACAACCUACAUUUAUUAAUUUCUGUGUUUCUGUGUCUAUGAGGUAGGAGGCCCUAACCAUUGCAUUUAUUUCUUUAUUUAUGCUUUGAUUUAUUUCCAAAUUUAUUGCACCAUUAAUUAUUAUUUUAUUUAUUUGUUUGUUUCUGUAUUUAUUUAUACAUUUAUUUAUUGAUUGAUUGAUACUUGAUUGCUGCCAGAGCUUGAAGUAAAUGGCUGAGUAGCAGUUUAAGCUAACAUCUAAAUUAAUGAAAGAACAACAGAGAGGAAAAUAUAUUGGUAUGAUACUAUUCGCAUUUUGUGUGGGCUUUAAUGUACAACAUUUAGGCUACCAUUUUUUUUAAUUUUUUUUUUAAAUCACAUUUUAUUAAAAUACUUUAGAGGAGAUAACAGGACCACACUUAAUAUCUAUGAACUGUUCUCUAGCCAAAAAAUAGAUGAUGUACCUUUUAGCUCUUGAUUUUCAGAAACACCACAUAGAGUCGAGUGGUAAGACCUGGUGCUGAUAUUUUGUCUGUAUAGGAACCCUGUAAAAACAAGAACCUUGAGCUCAGCAAUAGAAAUCUUAACGGUCAUUUGAUGUUUGAAAAAAGUCUGUCUGUUUUAACAUACAUGACUGUGAUGUAUAAUAAAAUGUAUUUUACCUCAUUUUAACAUUUAGGACAUUUACUGUUUGAAUCGUGUUAAAUGAAAGUAAGACGUGUUUCAGAUUUCUUCUUUCAAAGUGAAAGCCUGUGAGUCUUCUUACAGAAGGACAAUUUUACUACAAAGACUGCAGCGUGACGCAUGACUGUAAAUAUACGUAUAAAUGUGUCACCCGUGAAAUUUUGUCAUUUUUGCUGUGAGUGUUAAUAUGGAAGUCAAUAAAGACUGAAAUUUAAAUGCUGAUAUCCUACAUUAAACAGGGUACUGUGGAAUAUUGAGCUGCUAAUAAAAUGCUGCA